Molecule: messenger RNA, 2739 nt
Organism: Callithrix jacchus (white-tufted-ear marmoset)
Lineage: Eukaryota; Metazoa; Chordata; Mammalia; Primates; Cebidae
Gene: ANTXRL
Product: ANTXR like
Cellular component (GO): cell surface; plasma membrane
Molecular function (GO): transmembrane signaling receptor activity
Source: RefSeq, a predicted model, not a curated record
CUAAGUCACCUGGGCUAACUCUUCUAGUGAACAAAUGGCAGGGUCUUGGGGUUUUAAGGGACACUGUGAGGGCUAUUGUAAAGGAAAUGGAGGGUCCCUCUUUUGGCCCCUCCAAAGGUCCUGUGCCUCCCCCUGGUGUUGUCAACAUGCAGGACACUGGGAAGAGCUGCAGGUCACAAAGUCACCAUGUCAACCUUCCUGUCAAUCGUGACAGAGAAUUCUGUCCCCAGGGUGGGGGAAGGGUCAGGCAGGUAGCUGGAGGCAGGUCUGCCAGAGCCUAGUCCCUGUGAUCCUAGUCCCUGCGAACUGGGGAGGUAUCUGGUGGAGGGCUGUAGUGCGCACUGGUGACAGGGCAGUAGAAGGGGUUGUGGCCCCUAGGCACAAGGGGAGGCGGCAGAGAAGGUGGCCACAGGUGGCCUAUGCUCAGCCUAUCUGGGCCCUCGCACAGGGACCCAAGAGUGAGUUGUGGUCACAGGGAUGGCCAGAUAAUGGGGAGCCACAACCCCCGGGGACCCUGCUUCCUGCUCUUCCUGCUGCUGCUGCUGCUGCUUCCCCUGCCACCUUUUAGAGCAGGAAGGCUUCAGUACCAUGGACCUGGCUGGAGAGUCUUCAACCGCCUGGCCCUGGGCUCCAGGAGGACCCACCAUCGCAGUGGCCUUGGCAGCGGGCCACACUGGCGCCAGGGGCAAAAGGGAGAGGGUCACAAAUGCAAGGGCUCAUUUGACCUCUACUUCAUCUUGGACAAGUCUGGCAGUGUGGACAACAACUGGAUUGACCUUUAUUUGUGGGUGGAGGAAACAGUGAAGCGGUUCCAAAGCCCAAGUAUACGGAUAUCUUUUGUCACCUACUCCACGGAUGGCGACACCGUCUUGGCACUCACCUCAGAAAGCAAGAGAAUAAAGGAGGGUCUUCAGAGGCUUGAGAAAAUUGUUCCUGAAGGACACACAUACAUGCAGGCAGGAUUUAGAAAGGUAAUUCGGCAGAUGGAAAUGAACAACUACGGAAACAACAAAGUUACCAGCAUGAUUAUUGCUAUGACUGAUGGAGAACUCGUGACAUUUGCAUUUCAGGACACUGUCAGAGAAGCUGAAAAGGCUCGGAAACUGGGGGCCAACAUUUACACUCUGGGUGUGGCUGAUUAUAAUCUGGACCAGAUAACAGCAAUUGCAGACAGCCCUGACAACGUGUUUGCGGUGGAUAAUGGUUUCAAGGCCCUGAAAAGCACCAUUGAUUCCCUGACGUCAAAGGUCUGUAUUGACGUGACAUCGGUGGAGCCUCCCACUGCGUGUGUAGGAGAACCGUAUGAAGUGCUUAUUCAUGGAAAUGGCUUUCAGAAUAUGAAGAAACCGAAUGAAGUUAUUUGCAGAUUUAUCUUCACCCUAAGCAAUGUCAUUGAUGAACAGCCAAUUCAGAUCAACCAGAAUUCCAUGACUUGCCCUGGGCCAAAACUAGAAAAACCUGGAGAGAAGUUCUUAAUUGAAGUCAGCUUGAACAACGGCGUCUCAUUCUUCAAGAGCAAUGUCAGCGUCACAGGCACCAAAUGUGGCUUUUUCAGCAACUGGCUGUAUUUUCUGCCGCUCCUGCUGCUGCCACUGCUGCUGUGCUGUCUCUGGCUACUGUGCCGCAGGAAGACUGUCAAGGAGCCAGCACCUGUGCAGAAGCCAGAAGAGGAACCAGAGCCAGAGAAACCACCACCUUCACCAUCAACACCACCAGCUCCGCCCCCGCCUCCACCCCCACCUCCUGGAAACACCUGCCCCACUGUGAUUGUUUGUUGCUCUGGGUGCCAAGGAGUGUGCGGGAUGAGAGGGAUAAAGGGCAAUCUCAACACCUUUGGUGACCUCUGUCACCCAAACUGCAGCCAGGUGCCAUGGAUGUGGUGUCAGCACAGGGACCAGGGGAGGUGCCUCAGCUUAGCCCUUGCACAGUCCCAAUGCACACAGGCUCCCUGCUGCCCGGAGAUCUGCUUUCCAUUCAGCCAGGAAUGCCUUCCACCACCACAGGCUCCCUACAGCCCAAAGAUCUGUCUGAGACACAGCCAGGAAUGCCUCGCCCUCAAACAGGCUCCCUGCAGUCCAAGGAUGUGCCUGAGACACAGCGGGGAGUACUUUUCCCAAACACAAACUCUGUGCAAACCAAAGAGCUGCCUUCAACCCAGCCGGAAGUGCCUCCCCCUCAUUUGCUCCUCCAGGUGUGGCCACCUCCCUGCUAGGUGCUCCAGGACCCGCUCCAGGACCCCCUCCAGGAUGCUGCCGCUGCUCCCCCCACUGUUCGGGCACACUGCACAACCUGCUUUGUCUCUCCCUCCCUCAGAGCCCAACUUCUAAGGCACCAAAUACCCAAGAUUAACAAGCCUUUGUUGCUGGACUGGAAAUAUACAUCAAGUCUUCGUUUGUCAGUCAAAGGAGUUGAAUUCUUGCUGAUCAACCAAGAGUUUGUCACCAGGAAGCUUAUCCUCUGAGUGAGCUGGAUUUAUACUGCACCUGAUGGGACACAGCACCCUGGUGCAGUGGGGAUUCCAGGCAUGGAUGCAUUCCACUCCCAACAGCCCUGACUUCAUCUGUCACCAAGGGGUGGGACACAUGAGGUGUAAGGCCAAAUUCUCUGUUUAAAAAGCCCAAAAACUCUUUUUCUUUUUUUUUGAGACAGAGUCUUGCUCUGUCACUCAGGAUGGAGUGCAGUAGCACAAUCUCAGCUCACUGCAACCUCUGCCUCCUGGGUUCAUGUGAUUCUCCUGCC